GGUGCUAUCGAUUGAUUCCUGUCGAGGAGGCAAGACGUGGUCUUAUUGCUACUCGUUCGACGCAAUCGAAUUUGGAAUCAUGGAGUUUUUUUUCCAUGUCAUCGUUUUUGCUUUCGCUUUUCGUGCUUCUUCCGCUGAACCAUCGACUUACCAAGUUGGCGUGGGAAUUGCCGAUGUUACUGGACCUGCGGCUGACAUUAACAUGAUGGGAUACGCGCAGCCAGCACAAAAAUCUGCAGGAAUCCACACGCGCCAAUAUUCGCGAGCGUUUGUUAUUGACGACGAAAUAAACCGCGUCGCAUUUGUUAGCGUGGAUUGCGCUUUGAUGGAUCAAGUCAUCAAAACAGAAGUUGUGAAGCGAUUGGAGGUGGAAUUACCCGGAAUUUACUCGCACAAAAACGUUGUUCUAAGCGGAACACACACGCACUCAGGGCCUGGUGGAUAUCUUCAAUAUGUCCUCUUUCUCAUUACCAGCAAAGGCUGGGUUCAACAAUCUUUCGAUGCUUUGGUCGAGGGCAUCGUUAAGAGUAUUGUCUUCGCCAGCAAAAAUAUGCAAUCUGCAAACAUUUUUUAUUCACAAGAUAUAUUAGUUGACGCCAACAUUAAUCGUAGCCCUGCCUCUUACCUAAAUAAUCCGGCACCCGAAAGAGCCAAGUAUACAUACAACACGGACAAGGAUAUGAUUCAGCUCAAAUUCGUUUCAACCGCCGGUCAAGACAUGGGCAUUAUAAACUGGUAUGCCGUUCAUUGUACCAGCAUGAAUAACACCAAUCCCUUCAUUUCGUCGGACAACAAAGGUUACGCAGGAUUGCUGUUUGAGGGUGCUGUUAACGGAGUUGAUAUAAUGCCAGGAAAAGGACCAUUUGUGGCAGCUUUCGCUAGUUCGAACCUAGGAGAUGUUUCUCCCAACACAAUGGGAGCGAAAUGCAUCGACACGGGGCUUCCAUGUGAUUUUGUUAGCUCUACGUGCAAUGGUAGGACACAGAAAUGCAUCGCCUUCGGACCCGGGAAAGAUAUGGUCGAUAGCACCCGAAUUAUUGGAGAAAAACAGUUUCAGAAAGCUUGGGGCAUGUUUGAAAAAGACAAUUCACAGUUAGAGGCGCUGGAAGGCCCAGUUCAGUAUACCCAUCAGUUUGUCAACAUGACCGACUAUCAGGUUGAAAUCGAUGAUCCUGUCAACGGACCAACUAUGACAAAAUUGUGCAAGCCGGCCAUGGGAUACAGUUUCGCAGCGGGGACUACAGACGGACCAGGAGCCUUCGAUUUCACGCAGGGAACGACUUCUGAAAACAGUUUUUGGAACCUCGUGGGUUCGGCAUUGGUUAAACCGAGUGAAGACGUCAAGCGAUGUCAUUCACCCAAACCAGUUUUGCUUUCUACUGGAGAGAUUACGUGGCCGUACGACUGGCAUCCUAGCAUCGUGGAAACACAAGUCUUACGAAUCGGACAGCUGCUCAUCGCAGCAGUUCCGGGUGAAUUUACUACCAUGGCAGGAAGAAGGCUCCGGGAAGCUCUCAAUGCCGAAGCUAGUAACAAUGGAGGAGGGUCCAACGUUAAAACGGUCAUUGCCGGACUCUCUAACGUCUAUACUCAUUACAUCACCACUUUCGAAGAAUAUCAGGUCCAACGGUACGAAGGUGCGUCAACAAUUUAUGGUCCACACACUCUGUCCGCUUAUCUGGACCAGUACAAGAAAUUGACGCGAGCUAUUUUCAAGAAUGAGAUCUUGUCUGAUGGUCCACCACCACCAUUUUUAUUGGAUAAGCAAAUUUCCCUCGUACCUGGCGUCGUUUUUGAUAAACCGGCGUUCAAGCGCCUAUUCGGUGAUUGCGUCGUACAGCCGUAUCCAUUUGUACGACCUAGCGAGACCGUGACAGCGACAUUCGUUGCUGGGCAUCCUCGUAACAAUCUAAUGCUGGAGGAUACAUUUAUGAAGGUGGAGGCCAAGCAGACUGAUGGUUCUUGGAAAGUCAUCCGAACCGACGCCCAUUUUGAUACAUUCUUCUUUUGGGAAAGAACAUCAGGCGUUGGACAGAGCGAAGCCCACCUACGCUGGAUAGUGCCAGCCGAUACUCCAGAAGGCGAGUAUCGUAUUUCACACUUCGGAUAUUAUAAAAAAAUAAAUGGCAAAGGUGUUGCUUACAACGGGACUACCCAAUCCUUUAUGGUAGGAGCCUAGUAGCUGAUGACGAGGUAAC
Molecule: messenger RNA, 2198 nt
Organism: Daphnia carinata
Lineage: Eukaryota; Metazoa; Arthropoda; Branchiopoda; Diplostraca; Daphniidae
Exons: 15
Coding region: 80-2179 (699 amino acids)
Biological process (GO): long-chain fatty acid biosynthetic process; ceramide catabolic process; sphingosine biosynthetic process
Cellular component (GO): extracellular region
Molecular function (GO): N-acylsphingosine amidohydrolase activity
Source: RefSeq, a predicted model, not a curated record